Melospiza melodia melodia is the source of this 2987-nucleotide messenger RNA. RefSeq names its product progestin and adipoQ receptor family member 5 (gene PAQR5). The transcript has 10 exons. Lineage: Eukaryota; Metazoa; Chordata; Aves; Passeriformes; Passerellidae. Gene Ontology annotation, molecular function: signaling receptor activity. Gene Ontology annotation, cellular component: membrane. The record is from RefSeq and is a predicted model, not a curated record. Bases 803 to 1756 code for a protein of 317 amino acids.
GCACUGCAGGAAAUUUUUGGGAAGCAGAACGGGAAGCUCGCCGUUUGGCUGGGAUUCGUUCCCAUCCAGCCGGGAAUAAUCCGGGGAUGAGGAGCCGCGGGAGGGCUGGAAUUGCCGGGCUGCUCUGGGGGCGCUCCGGGACUUUUCCAGAGGCGCUGGGAGCGGGAGAUGCUCGGCGGGGCUGGGAAUUUUUAUUUUUUCCUGCUUUUUUUCCACUUCCUCGUGGCUGGCUCCGAUCCCGGCCGCGUUUGGCCGCGCCGAUUUCCGGGUUUAUCUGGGAACCUUUUUUUUUUUUCCUUGGACGAGCCAGGGUUCAUUCUCUCCCAAAAUCAUCGCUGGCGGCGCUUCCCGGCGGAGCGUGCCUCUGGAGCGGCCGCGCCCGCCCGGCCGGCCGGGAAUUCCAUGCGGGCAGUGUUUGUUCCCCGUGAGUAAUCCCGGGAUUCGGAGGCAGCGCUGGAAAACGCCGCAUCCAGCGGCGCCUCCGAGCAGCGCCCCGUUCCCGGUGUCCCGGGGCUUUUCCUGGAGCUGCCUCACCCCGGAGCUGGCAGAGGAAUCCAGAACUUGGAUCCCUCUGGAUCCUGGUGGGAUGGAGCUGAGGCCGUGCCUGGAGCAGGACAGAAAGAGGGAUCAUGGAUUUUUCCCUUGAUUUCCCAGAGUGCCGGCACCAGGAUCGGGCUGUCCUGAUCCCGGGAUCCUCGUGGGAGCAGCACCAUUCCCGCGGGAUGUGGCUGGGAGGGAUUUGAGGCGCCGCCCCCUUGGAAGCUGAGCUGGAAAAUCCCAGGAAUUCCAUCCAGAGCUGGCCAUGCCCAGCCCCACGGCCCGGCUGCUCCGCGCCCACCAGGUGCCCGAGAGUUACCGGGAGCCGGGAAUCCUCUCCGGGUACCGCCCUCCCCAGAGCUCGGCCUGUGAGUGCCUGCGCAGCCUCUUCGGGAUGAACAACGAGACCCUCAACAUCUGGACACACCUGGUGCCCGCCGGGUAUUUCCUGUGGCUGCUGCUGUCCCGGCUGGGCAGCCCGGGCUCGGAGGCCGGGGCGGGGCCGUUCCUGGCCUACCUGGGCACGUGCGCCCUGUACCCGCUGGCCUCGAGCGCCGCGCACGCCCUGGGCGCGCUGGGCGGGCACGGGCGGCACCGCGCCUACUGCUGCGACUACGCCGCGCUCAGCCUCUACGGACUGGGCUCGGCGCUGGCGUACUCCGCCUACGUCUUCCCUCUGGAAUGGGUCGGGAGCACAUUCCAUGAUUUCUACGUUCCCGUGGCCGUGCUCAACUCCGUGCUCAGCACUGGCCUGUCCUGCUAUUCCAGGUUUCUGGAGGCGGAGCGGCCCCGCCUGAGCAAAGCCUUCCGAACUUUGGCCUUCGUGUAUCCCUACAUUUUCGACAGCAUCCCGGUUUUCUACAGGCUGUCCCGGAGCUGCUCCGAGGCCUCGCUCCCGCUGCAUUCCCGGCACAGCCUCUGCGCCCUCCUCACCUUCCUGAGCUUCACCUCCCACCUGCCCGAGCGCCUGGCGCCAGGGAGCUUCGACUUCAUCGGGCACAGCCACCAGGUUUUCCACGUCUGCGGGGCCCUGGGAACGCUCUUCCAGCUGGAAGCCGUCUCCGUGGACAUGGCGGAGCGGCGGGGCCGCCUCCCGCUGCCCUCUGCCCUGGGAACCUUCGGCUCCCUGGGAACGGGGGCGGCCGCCAGCCUGGCCAUCCUCGGGCUCUGCUUCCGCAGCCUCCGCCCGGAGCCUCCUCCCCGGGAAAAAUCCCACUAAAGCGGGGAUUGCCUCGGGUUCCUGGGAGCAGUCCCAUCCCAGAGGUGUCCACUGGGGAAUUGGAUAGCCUGGGAAAGUUUCCUUGGGAGUUUCCCAAGGGAAAACUGCACUGGUUUUCUCCGUGGGUGGGCUGGGAAAUGCUUCCCAUCCCGUUGUUAUCCACAGGGAAAGUGUCAAAUAAUCGGGAUUUGAUCCCUGGAAAGGGAGGGAAGCGUUCCUGCUUCCCAAAGAAUCCGGGAUCCCUCGGGUCUGAAAUCCAGGGAAUGUUGGCAUCACCAGCUGGGAGAUUCCUGGUGAAGCCAAGGGUGAAGCCAAGCACUUCUUUAUUCCCAUUUUCCCCUUGGGAGUGGAAAUCCUUUGGAAUUCCAAGCCUUGCACUCAGCCCAAGUGCCUGGAAAGGUGGGAUGGAGGGACUGGAGUUUCCCUCCCAGUUUAAUUCCCACUGUUUUUACUCCUUAUCUGGGAGAAGGGAUUCCAGGAGAGCCCCAGUGGGAUGUUCCUGCAGGAAAGCUCUGCCAGGGUCUCAUUCCAGGAAAUCCUGGGAAGUUCGUUGCUGUGGGAAUUCCGAGUUUCCUCGGGGGGAGGAUGGAAUUAAGGAAUUAGGAAUAAAAGAAUUCCAUCCUGGAUCCUGGGAUUUGUGGUGGGAGAUGGGAGAGCUCCACACCCCAACCUCCCGGGAUUUGGGAUCCUUUAGGAAAAGGUUUGAAUGUUUUGGGACUGGGAUCCACAUGGAGAUGCCAGGAGAAAAGCAGGAUUUGGGACAGCUCAAAGGUUAAAAGCAGCCUGGAAUUUUAAAGAAUUCCCAGGAUUUUCCCUCUGCUGUUCCUUGCUUUCCUUCCCUGCUGCUCCUGGAUUUUGCAGGAGGAGCCUGGAGCUCGAGACUUUCCCAGGAUCCAGGUUUUCCUCUUGGAUUUUCCUGCGGGAACACAGCACACACUUUAUUCUUUGGGAAUAUUUUCCUGGAUAAUCCCACAGGUCUUCCAUUAAUUUCCUUUAAUUGCCUUUGCCAAGGUCUGACUGCUGCACUUUGGGAGCUGCUGGAAUUUGGGAUAUCACAGUAAAAUCUUGGAUGGACAGGUUAAAUAUGGGAUAAAUCAAUCCUUGGGAACACUGAGAGGGAUUUUCGGGAUAUUUAUAAGCACUGGAAUUGUUUUUCCAAAGGUUUUAUUAAAUUAAUAUAAAUCACUGAUUUUAUUCUGCUUGAUAAUAAAAAUAUUCCUGAGAAAACGAA